GGCUGGAAGUUUGUGUCCCUCACUAUAAAAUUUCCUGCGCCUACAGUGUAAAAAGCAAGCCGAGGCGGCAGUGCACCACAGAUCAAAUCAAUCGUACUUUUUCCAACGAGCGAAAUUCCAGGACCUGCUUCUGCUUCACUUUUUUAUUUCCUGUUACAUCCAAAAUCCAAAAUGCCUCGCAUUGAGAAUGACAUCAAGUUGGACUUCAAGGAUGUGCUCCUCCGGCCAAAGCGGAGCACACUCAAGUCUCGAAGUGAAGUAGAGCUGAUGAGGAGCUUCACUUUCAGGAACUCCAAGGGCAGCUAUAAAGGGAUCCCUAUUGUUGCUGCCAACAUGGACACUGUGGGGACAUUUGACAUGGCCCUAGCUCUGCACCAGUUCACUCUCUUCACUACAGUCCACAAACAUUACUCUGUAGAUGACUGGGUGGAGUUUGCAGAAAAACAUCCUGAAUGCCUGGAGAGUGUAGCUGUCAGCACAGGAACUGGAGACGGUGACUUUGAGAAGAUCUCAGCCAUCUUGGCAGCAGUGCCUCAGUUAAAGUACGUCUGUGUAGAUGUAGCAAACGGCUACUCCGAACACUUUGUCCAUUUUGUCAAAGAUGUCAGGGAGAAGUUCCCCUCUCAUACUAUAAUGGCAGGAAACGUGGUGACAGGAGAAAUGGUAGAAGAGCUGAUCCUGGCAGGUGCUGACAUCAUCAAAGUUGGCAUCGGACCAGGGUCUGUGUGUACCACCCGCAAGAAGACUGGGGUUGGCUACCCUCAGCUCAGUGCUGUGAUCGAGUGUGCAGAUGCAGCCCACGGCCUGGGCGGUCACAUCAUCUCUGAUGGUGGAUGUACUUGUCCAGGAGAUGUCUCAAAGGCUUUUGGUGCUGGGGCAGACUUUGUGAUGCUGGGUGGCAUGCUGGCUGGCCACUCAGAGAGCGGUGGGGAGAUCAUUGAGAAAAAUGGCAAGAAAUUCAAGCUGUUUUAUGGAAUGAGCUCAGACACAGCGAUGAAGAAGCAUGCAGGAGGCGUGGCUGAAUACAGAGCAUCAGAGGGUAAAACCGUGGAGGUUCCUUACAAAGGUCCAGUAGAUGUCACAAUACGAGACAUCCUGGGAGGGGUCCGCUCCACCUGCACCUACGUUGGAGCAGCAAAGCUGAAGGAGCUUAGCCGCAGGACGACUUUCAUCAGAGUCACCCAGCAGCUCAACACCGUCUUUGGCAACGACAGCUGAACAACCACCUCAGCUCGGCUCCAGCGCAGACUGCCUGACUUCCAGUUGCUGUAUGUGUACUGAUCAUGUGAAAUCACAAGUGAGCUGAUAAAUUUAUUGAAUCUUUUUAGCCUCUUUUUAGCCUCUUUAAGCGCAGGUUAACAUGAUUAGAAACUAUUUCCAGCACGCAUUUUGAGUCCUUUUAGACAUGAAAAAAUCCACAGAGUAUUCCAGGGGUUAUUCCUAAAUGUAAUGUAGCUUUGACCCCACAGUUUCAUGAAUGUUUCCUCUUCUCUGUCUCAUCAUUCCACUGCAAGGUCCUUUUAACUAUUUAUUUAUGCACAUUUGUGGCUGUUUUAAACAGCAUCUACUGCAUGUCUGUACUGUUUGCAGAGAUCAUGCAGCAAGCAUUUGUCCCCAACUUAUAAGAUGAAAGAAAAUAUUUUAAAUUAUUUAAAAAUUAGCACAUUAGAAAAGGUAUAUUUUUAAAGAAAAAAAUCAUUCCAUCACCCAUAUUUUGCACUUUAAUGAUGCUUAAUUUGAGUCUAAUAUUAGUCUCAGUCUAAG
Melanotaenia boesemani (Boeseman's rainbowfish) is the source of this 1764-nucleotide messenger RNA. RefSeq names its product guanosine monophosphate reductase 2 (gene gmpr2). Gene Ontology annotation, molecular function: GMP reductase activity. Bases 172 to 1218 code for a protein of 348 amino acids. Gene Ontology annotation, cellular component: GMP reductase complex. Gene Ontology annotation, biological process: nucleotide metabolic process. NCBI's taxonomy places the organism in Eukaryota, Metazoa, Chordata, Actinopteri, Atheriniformes, Melanotaeniidae. The record is from RefSeq and is a predicted model, not a curated record. The transcript is spliced from 10 exons.